Messenger RNA from Cadophora gregata, 3261 nucleotides. RefSeq lists its product as uncharacterized. Gene Ontology annotation, biological process: SCF-dependent proteasomal ubiquitin-dependent protein catabolic process. The coding region runs from base 114 to 1931 and encodes 605 amino acids. Gene Ontology annotation, molecular function: protein binding. NCBI's taxonomy places the organism in Eukaryota, Fungi, Ascomycota, Leotiomycetes, Helotiales, Ploettnerulaceae. The transcript has 2 exons. The record is from RefSeq and is a predicted model, not a curated record. Gene Ontology annotation, cellular component: SCF ubiquitin ligase complex.
ACAGAUUGGUGGCAUCCGCGAUAACGAUAAGCCCUAUAUUGGAAAACCAAGAUGGCAAUUCCACAAUCCCAUCAACAUCAACAUCAACAUCAACGCCAUCACCGUUGCAAAUAAUGCCGCCUAAACGUCGCCGCUCAAUCGCGAGCCUCGAUGCCCCUCUCCCAGUUAUUAAGAGGGCUCGCGUUCAAGCUCCACCACAAGCAUCAACGCUUACUUACAACCACAUCGACAAGCUCUCCGACGAACUCCUAAUCCGCAUCCUCCACAUCCUCCCUCUCCCAACCCUCCUCCGCAGCCAACUCGUCUCCUAUCGCUUCUAUCGGCUCUCAUCCGACUCCCAAAUCUGGAAGAACCUCUACUACUCCCGCUUCGUGCUCCCUCGCGCUCUCCGUAUCCCCGGAAUCAAGAACGUGCCACCGCGAGAUGAAGCGCUUGUUUUUAGCUCGCGAAGGAGUAAAUGGCUGAGUGAGGAGGGCCUGGUUAAUCGCCGAGAUGGAAAGAGUACGGAUUGGAAGGGCAGGUAUAAGUUGAGGCAUAAUUGGAGCAGAGGCGUUUGUGAGGUCAGGGAGAUUAAGUUGAGGGAGGAGAGAAGUACCGGGGUGCUCGUUAGGAUGGCGGAGGGGGUUGUGCUGACUGUUGAUGGGCAGGAUGGGUUGAGGGGAUGGGAUUUGAAAGGAAAAGGGUUGAUUGCUAGGUUUGAGCUUGAGUUCGGGGAAGUGCCGACUUGUCUGGCUGUUGAUGAGCAGGAGGGGAAUGGAGAGCUUGGAGUAUCAGUGGGGUUUGAGGAUGGGGGUUGGAUGACUUGUAAGUUGGAUAUUAAGGAGAGGAGCUUCAUUGAGGGUCAUCGACACCCGGCUUCGAGUAAUGGGACUUUGAGUGCGAUUGCGUAUGCGUACCCGUACCUUCUUACCAUUACGCAGGAGCAGCUUCUCUCGUUGUACUCGUUCACUCCGAUCAUUCCAGAGGAGACGGACAUCCCUUCGACUCCAAGCCUUCUUGGUGAAGAAACUGACGACCUCGAGAAAGAUGAUGAUAUUCCCGAGAGAGAACCAGUGCCGAUACCUCAAACUCCUCAGGAAACCGGACAACCAUUACUAUCAGAUCAACCAAGUCAACCACGUCUCCUAGCAUCCCUCAAAUCCCACACCUCCUGGCCACCACUCUCCCUCUCAAUCCGCACAACUCCAACAACACUUAUCGCAAGCAUCGCCUAUACCCUCCAAACCUACACCUCAGGCUAUACCGUCGGUCUCCAAGAACUCCACCUCUCUCUCACAACCGGAAGCGUAAUAUUCUCACGCCUUACAUCCGCCCUCCCGCAAGGCUUUACUUCCAUCCUCGCACCCUCGGCCUCACCAUCUGCAACAUUAAGUUCUGAAACAUCCUCUGCAGCCAGUGCCAGAAGCGAGGCCAGCUGUCCGACUUCUCUCUCUUACUCUCACCCUUACAUUCUGGCUACACAUCCUGAUAACACAUUGACCCUGUACCUCUGCACAUCUACGGCCUCCACACUGAGUAUAACAUCUGGUACGAAGCUCUGGGGCCAUACCUCGUCCGUAUCCUCCGCUGAGAUCACGCCGCGGGGGAAAGCAGUUAGUGUCUCGACGCGAGGUAAUGAGCUGCGCGUGUGGGAACUGGAGGGUGGGCUUGGUGCAAGUUCAUCAUCCAGUGAGCCCAAUGCCGGGUUAAGGAAACAAGGGCGGCGGUCGGGGGUGGAGAAGAGUGUGGUUGUUAGACCAACCCCGAGGAAAGACGAUAAAGACAAUUUAGAUUAUGAUUCCCUGAGGAGAGGUAGUCUGGAUCUCGGGACGGAGGAUGAGAUGGAGGGGUGUAGGAGGUGGGUUGGGUUUGAUGAGGAGGUUGUUAUUGUGUUGAAGGAAGGUGGUGGAGGAAUUGGGAGACAGGCUCUUAUGGUUUAUGACUUUACAUGAACAUAAGAGAUAUUAACAACUUAGAAUAGUAGACAUUUAGAAGUCCUAUUCACGAUUUCUUCAAUGGUAUCCUUUGUUAACUUUGUAAGCGAGCCCUUUUCAGGCUCCUCACAAGGUCUGCGUUAGGUCUGGAAUCUGAACUUCAUAGAGGCUGCAUCACGACUCACUACACCAUUCGCAUCUCUUUCUAUCUAACAAGUGUAGGGAGAACUUGAGCAGACAGAAGAUAGUGCUGCUUCACCGCCUAUGUCAGGACAGUAAUCAGCGCAAUCGCAUUAUCGAUACAGUAGCUCCCACCAACAUUUCCCCUGAAUAGGACUGCGGGCCAACAUUCUUAGUGCUAUGAUUUUAUUCAAAUCAGCAAGACUUUCUUGUUCUACCUCUGGAAAUCUCACAGGUCGUUCCCUUAAUUCCCCGAGUCAUCACUUAAGAAGAAAGUCCCACCAAAUGUCUACCAGGACCUUAAAUAGUAGAUAAACCUGUCCUGGAAUCCAACGGCACGGUCUCUAUCUAACCAACUAGAUGGUGGAAAGUUAGAGAAAUUGCAACUUGCAAGUUAGUCACCGACAAUGAACAACAAGUACAGGAGAUUCAUGAACUCGAACUAGAUUGCGAAAAGGGUAUCAGCCGAAGUGUUCCAGGUAUGGCAGCAUAGCGCCUUAUCAGAAGCACAGAGAGACAUUACCACUAUUGAUUGUAUACCAAGUGUCGUUUGCAACCCAUACGCUGUGGGCGGCUUUAGUCCAAGCAUAACAUCCUGCGGAGAGAGCGAGGGUGGCAGGAAGUAGGAUUGCAAUGAAACGCAUAUUCGAGGAUGGGAGGGAUGGAUGGAAAGAUGAAAUUGGCUGCUAUUGGUUCCAGAUCAUUUGAGUUUUAUAAUCUGGUUAGGGGGAGGACGACGUUGGUGAAGAGAAGAGAGAGGAAUCUCUGGGUUGUCAUCCACUCCUUAUACCUGCAUCUUCAGAAAGGGAACGCUUGUUCGCCUGCCAAUUCAACCUGACAUGGCUACCUUUCACGAAUGUCGUGCUGUAACGAAUUCCAUCCCGAUCAAUGUGGACCAGUACGAAAGUAUCAAUAGCAUUGUCCAACCCGUGUAGUGAGGAGCACGAGGUGGUAGUGAUCGUUCCUUCGUAAAAUGCACAGGCCUCAAAUGGCUGCGAACUGCUAGAUAGCCCUUCGUUCCCCUCAGAAACACUAUUCAGAGGACCGAAAAUAGCCAAUAAGAUAGCGAGAGCCGCAAGUGCUAAGUAUACGGCCUGGAGUAAUGGUAUGGGCUGUUGCGUGGAUUGUCAAAUGUGUGGUCGGAAAGUGUAUAGAUACCGUAAUACUA